Messenger RNA from Branchiostoma belcheri (Belcher's lancelet), 3569 nucleotides. RefSeq names its product complement factor B-like. The transcript is spliced from 14 exons. Lineage: Eukaryota; Metazoa; Chordata; Leptocardii; Amphioxiformes; Branchiostomatidae. The record is from RefSeq and is a predicted model, not a curated record. The coding region runs from base 311 to 2566 and encodes 751 amino acids. Gene Ontology annotation, molecular function: calcium ion binding; serine-type endopeptidase activity. Gene Ontology annotation, biological process: proteolysis; complement activation. Gene Ontology annotation, cellular component: extracellular region.
CCUUCAGAGACCUGACAACCAGAACGUGUGCGUGCUACUGGGCGCUGCUGACUCUGCAUUACUUCUCCCUGCUGUGGAGAGGUGCCGACAAUCUCGGUAAACAUGCGGAUGUGGAGGCGUGCCUGUUCCAGGGAAGUUCCUGCAGGAUACCGGGGCUGUAGCCUGGCCCUGUGCCCGGGCACACAGCUGACGAGAUGUGAUAAGUCGUUUCCAUGUCGUGACAAAAAAGGCCAACGUUUUCGUUUGUAUUCCAUAUUGAUCCCGAAGUUUGUUGACUGCACUUCCACACAAGGAGUAUACUCUCAGUAAGAUGGAGUUGACAAGCCUGGUGUUGCUGGUGGUGCUGCAAAUGUUGAGCCCAGGAAUAGAAGGCUGUGCGGUGGUCCCAGAGGACAUAGACAAUGGUUACUACCACAGGAUCGGCAGCAGUCUGGUGCAGGCUGUGUGCUACACAGGCUUCCAGCAGACUGGUCUGGAGUGGAGAACUUGCAAUGUGACUAGUGGACAGUGGAGUGAGGCCUACUCAACAUGUACAGACAUUGAUGAAUGUGAGGAGUGGAAUGAGGCCAGUGGCAGUGGGUCUGGUGAUGGAGACAGUCUGGAUACAGACCAGGAGCCUGAGCUGUGCCACCUGCAGGCCGACUGUAUCAACACACCUGGCUCCUACAGGUGCAGCUGUAAGGAUGGCUUCACAGGAGAUGGUGUGGACAUCUGUAAUGAGGUUGGACAGGAGGAGGGCUGUCCUUCUGUUGAUGCUCCCCGCCAUGGCAGUGUGUUUGUGGAAGGACAGAGGGCUUCCUUCACUUGUCAGGAGGGGUACAGACUGUACGGACCACAAAUGCUGAGAUGUGUGCGAGGCUCUUGGAGGGGUCGCCCACCCUUCUGUAUGAAAUAUACUGUCUGCCCUGACCCUGCACACCCAGAACAUGGCCGCCGCCGUGUCACCAAUCUCCGUCCUGGUGGCCAGGUCUUCUACUUCUGUGACCGAGGUCAUGACCUGAUUGGUCCGCGGCUGCAGCGGUGUCAGGCGAACGGUCGCUGGUCAGGUGUUUCUCCUACCUGUCAAGCACCACAAACCUUGCAGGAAGUUGCAGGGUCACUGAAAGAGGAUUUUGUGGACCGUAUUAAGGCCUUCACCAACUCCAGCCGCGGCCGGAGCUCGCUGGGUCGCCUGUCCCGAGGCAGCGCUGGGCUGGACCUCGUCUUCGCUCUGGACACAUCCAGCAGCAUCGACACUGUCGACUUUAACCGAGCUAUCCAGUUCACACGGAGUAUCAUCAACGAAUUUGGAGUGACAAACAGAGAAGGUGGAACACAGGUGGCCCUGGUGACAUUUGGUAGUGAGGCACAGCUGGAGUGGAACCUGGGACAGCUGGACAGUAAGAGGCAGGUGUUCCGCCAACUCAGACAACUACAGCCUGAAGGAGGAGGAACAGCCCUGACAGCUGCACUACAGACUGUGCUGAACGACGUCCUGCCUGUGAGCAGACCUGGUGCCAAACGAGCUCUCUUCAUCAUCACUGACGGCAAGUCUAACGUGGGAGCUUCUCCUGGAGUGUUCGCACGGCGUUUGAGGGAGGAGGAGGCAUUUGAGGUAUUUGCUGUUGGUGUGGGAGCAAACAUCGACAAGAAUGAGUUGAACAGCGUGGCGUCCCAGCCCUUCACAUCACACGUCUUCCUCAUCAAUGACUUCAGCAACUUUGACACUUUGGUCAAUACAAUUGCUGAGAAGGAAAUUGAUUAUGAGCAGUGUGGCCGGGUCAAACCAGCUCAGCAGACGGCAGGACAGUGUGGCAGUGGGGGGCGUGUGGUGGGGGGGACUGAGGCAGCCAGGGGGGCCUGGCCCUGGCUCGUGGCUAUCUACCAGGAGAGAAGGCAGGGGGUUCAGCUGGUGUGUGGGGGGGCGCUGAUCGCUAAAGACUGGGUUCUGACUGCAGCACACUGUCUGGAGAGGAGAGGAGAACGUGUUAGUCCAGACCAGAUAUAUGUUGUAGCAGGAGAACAUGCACGAGACAAGGAGGAGGGGACAGAGCAGUAUGUGUACGUCCAGGAGUACCAUGUGCCUCCUGAGUACCGGCCGGACAGACUGGACCAUGACAUCGCCCUCCUCAAACUGUCCACUCCCUCACAGCUGGGGCCGUUUGUCAGGACUCUGUGUCUGCCCAAGGGAGACCUGCGGGACUCGUACCAGACUCGGGCAGGGUCCACCAUGUUGUUUGCAGGGUGGGGAGCGACUGACCCGGUGCGCCCUGGGGAGGUGCCAGGCAUCCCCACCCUGGUGCCUGAGGCGCUGUGUCUCCCCAUCGUCUCACAGACGGUCUGUAAGAAGUCCACUGUUGUUCCCAUCACAGAGAGACAACUUUGUGCAGGUUACAGGUUCCAAGAGAAGGAUGCUUGCCGAGGGGACUCUGGGGGACCACUGGUGGUGAAACACAGGGACAACCUGUGGGGCAUUGUGGGUAUCAUGUCAUGGGGAGAGGGCUGUGCCCAGCCCAACAAGUAUGGCAUCUACACCAGGGUGGAGACUUUUCUGGACUGGAUCACAGAUACAACAGGUUUAAACUAGAAUCACAGAUAGAACAGGGUUAAACUAGGAUCACAGAUACAACAGGUUUAAACUAGGAUCACAGAUACAACAGGUUUAAACUAGGAUCACAGAUACAACAGGGUUAAACUAGGAUCACAGAUACAACAGGUUUAAACUAGGAUCACAGAUACAACAGGUUUAAACUAGGAUCACAGAUACAACAGGUUUAAACUAGGGCAUCUAUAUACAGUGUAUCAGGCUCGAAAUCCAAAUUUGGAGCUGUGCACCCAAUUGUUUUCUGUGGAUGCACCAGUGCACCCAAAUAUUUUCGUAGGUUUACGUAUGUCAAGAUGUUAAAUGUAUACUGUAGUAUACAGCAUAUUCUUAACAUCCAAGUGUCAGAAAAAUAAUAAAAUCAAUAUAAUAUUGUACUUCUUUUCUUUAGAAAUGAAACAUAAUUAGUUUUUGCUACCAUUCUGCAUAUUUUAUUUUAUUUUAUAUGCAUGGUGCACCAAUAAGAUUGUUGCACCCAAUUUCCAAUUUUUUUUAGGUUGGCUGCACCAGUGCACCUAUUCCCAAAACUGAAUUUCGAGCCCUGGUGUAUAAAUGUAGAUGUCAACCGUAGAACCCUGAAACCUUGAGAGUAGGAAUUUAAGGGCAUGUCUUAAUUGCACGCAGCACAUUUGGGAUGAAACAAAAGUGAACAGUCAAUUAUGUGUUGAAUUUUGUUUUGAAUGUGAAUGUGUAUGAUAUGCUUUUAUGUAACUAAGCAACAACAUUGUGAUGUUGCCUUUGAAGAAGGAAAAGUUAACAUAUUUUUUUUUGCUCUUGUUUCCUCUUCUUCUUUUUCUCCAAACACAUAUAAGGUCAAUGACCUGGACCAGAUGUAUGUCACCAUGGUAACAGGUGCUGUUUAACUGUUGCCUGUAGUGCUGGAUUACAUUUUGUAGCAGGAUAGAGUAGGAGUGGCUGUUCACUUUUAUAUAUUAUACAUGAAUGUGUUUGAGUAAGAAUAAACAGAGUACUGUACUUUGUUAGUCUA